This is a messenger RNA of Pimephales promelas (fathead minnow), 1514 nucleotides long. RefSeq names its product RNA polymerase I and III subunit C (gene polr1c). Gene Ontology annotation, molecular function: protein dimerization activity; DNA binding. Gene Ontology annotation, cellular component: RNA polymerase III complex; RNA polymerase I complex. NCBI's taxonomy places the organism in Eukaryota, Metazoa, Chordata, Actinopteri, Cypriniformes, Leuciscidae. The record is from RefSeq and is a predicted model, not a curated record. Gene Ontology annotation, biological process: DNA-templated transcription.
UUCCGUCCAUAGAGCACGCAAAGAGUGAAGCCCCUAAAACAACUGCUGGAGAACUACUACAAACGCCUGCCUGGUCUAUAUUUAGGGGCUGAGAGAACUCAUUCGAGAUGAACCACAAGAAGUUAAUUUCAGGGUGUUUGAAUGGAAGUUUUCUUCCCUCUAUCGGCACAAGAGAGAAUGACAGCAAAGAUGGCGGCGCCUAUGAACAACGUGGAUGAAAUUCGUGAUAGAGUAAUAUUGGGUGAAUUUGGCGUAAGAAAUGUCCAUACUACAGAUUAUCCAGGAAAUUACCCUGGUUACGAUGACACAUGGGAUUUUGAAAAAUUCAAAAAGAACUUCAGGAUCGAUAUAGUUAAUUUUGAUGAAAACACGUUGGAGUUCGAUAUGAUUGGAAUUGACGCGGCCAUCGCCAAUGCAUUUCGCCGUAUUUUACUUGCUGAGGUCCCAACAAUGGCCAUUGAGAAAGUCUUCAUUUACAAUAACACAUCGAUAAUUCAGGAUGAGAUUUUAUCUCAUAGGCUUGGUCUUGUGCCCAUUAAAGCAGAUCCUCGUCUUUUUGAGUAUAGGAAUCCGGAGGAUCAGGAAGGCACAGAAAUUGACACCAUUCAACUUCAGCUGAAGGUUAAAUGCACAAGGAAUCCUAGAGCCCCCAAAGACUCUUCAGAUCAUAAGGAGUUGUAUCUCAAUCACAUGGUGUACUCAGGUGACAUAAAAUGGCUCCCAGUUGGAAAUCAAGCCGAUGUGUUUGCAGAUGCCAAGAUUGGACCUGUGCAUGGGGACAUUCUCCUGGCACAACUCCGACCAGGGCAUGAACUUGAUAUAGUCAUGCACUGUGUCAAAGGAAUAGGCAAGGAUCAUGCCAAGUUUUCUCCAGUGGCCACCGCAAGCUACAGACUCCUUCCUGAAAUCACAUUAUUACAGACCAUUGAGGGAGAGCAAGCGGAGAGGUUAAAGCGCUGCUUCUCUCCUGGAGUUAUUGAGCUAGAGAAUGUGAACGGAAGGAAGAUAGCUAAGGUUGUCAACAGUCGUUUGGACACAUGCAGCAGAGAAGUUCUUCGGCAUGAUGACUUGAAGAACUUGGUGAAACUGGGCAGAGUGCGGGAUCAUUUCAUAUUCUCAGUGGAGUCCACAGGGAUCCUCCCUCCUGAUGUCCUGGUUACCGAGGCCAUUAAUGUCCUCAUCUCUAAAAGCCAGAAGUUUCUCACAGAACUUGAUACGACAGAAAUCGACUAGAUGGAGGAAAAUAAGGCUAGUCACAAUCAUCCUAUAGCUUUGAAUGAAAUGACAUUGUACAUACAUUUUUAAAGGACAAGUUCGGUAUUUUAUACUUAUAGCCCUGUUUUAAGAUCGUUUCGGAUGAAAUAGGACGAUUAAGAUUGAAAUUUGGGCACAUGCUGCUGGCCCCCACUCCAACCUCCACAGUGGUUGCAUAGGUGCACUGGAACUAUCCUUCCUAAAACGCAUUAAACUUUAGUUUACAAAGACGUGAAACUCACUGAGUGUUUUGGGGUGUU